Messenger RNA from Microstroma glucosiphilum, 216 nucleotides. Its product is annotated as cyclin-domain-containing protein. Gene Ontology annotation, biological process: regulation of cyclin-dependent protein serine/threonine kinase activity. The transcript has a single exon. NCBI's taxonomy places the organism in Eukaryota, Fungi, Basidiomycota, Exobasidiomycetes, Microstromatales, Microstromataceae. The record is from RefSeq and is a predicted model, not a curated record. The annotation marks the transcript as partial. Gene Ontology annotation, molecular function: cyclin-dependent protein serine/threonine kinase regulator activity; protein kinase binding. Gene Ontology annotation, cellular component: cyclin-dependent protein kinase holoenzyme complex; nucleus.
CCCCUCCUGUGCUCGCGUCGCAUCUUCCUCGCCUCGAUCAUGGUAGCGGCCAAGUUCCUUCAGGACAAGACGUUCUCUAACCGAGCAUGGUCCAAGAUCACUGGCCUGCCGGUAAAGGAGCUGGCCAAUGUCGAGAGGGAGUUCCUCGCUGGCAUUCAGUGGGAUCUUAAUGUCAAGGACGAAGAGUGGAAGGCUUGGACGGCUAGACUCGCGAGC